CAGAUAGGGGUAUUUUUAUUAAUCACAAAUAUUGCAAUAUAAUCUAUAUUUAACCAUGACUUUAAUGUUAUAGUACAGUCACACAUAUAUAUAGUGGGUAGAAAUUAUUGUGAGGCUUAGUAUAAACAACUAUACGGCUGUUAAAAAAGAUAAAUUGAUAAAAACUCAAUUCGAGAAAUAUGACAUCGUGUUCACUAAAGUCAUGUAAAGGUUCUGUGACUGCAGAGACCGGUAGGGUAGAGGUGCGAGCAUUUAAAGUCACAGAUUCAGAAAGAAAAGGUUUAAAGGCUGACUGGGAUGGGAAUGGUGAUGCAGUAUUUCAUCAACAAUGUUGGCGUGAUCUUGUUACGGCUUCCAAAACAUCUUCGCCUGAUAAAAGCCUUAGUGAACUCGAGGUGAAGUUAGUGAAAGAAGCAAAGAAGACGGCUGAAUAUCAUGAUUCUGAUUCUUUUAUAGCAAAGGAAGCGGAUCGCAUUGUUACAAUGCUGAAGAAAGCAAAAUACCCUAUAUUCUUUACAGGCGCAGGAAUAUCAACAGCUGCAGGCAUAGGAGAUUUCCGCGGGAAAGAUGGUAAAUGGACUGAAAGAGACAAAGCCAAAGAACACGGUGCUAAAGGGGGUAAAGUAAAGACAGGUCGGAAAGGAAUAAUGGAGUUACGACCCACAUAUACACACGAGGCCAUUGUUAAACUGUUAGAAAUGGGACUUUUUAAGUACGUUAUAAGUCAAAACACUGACGGAAUACAUCGUCUGUCUGGUGUUCCUCCGGAAAAGAUUUCUGAGCUCCAUGGUAAUGCUUUCAUACAAAAAUGUGAAAAAUGUGAAAAGCGUUUUGAUGUAAAUAGAAGUCACAGAGCGCUUACCAUGGGUGAGGUCAUGAAAGUUCCACCAAAGAAAUGUGAGCGAUGUCAUAUCAGUCAUAGAACUGGGAUGAUAUGUCAAGACAAGUCAUGUGGUGGUUAUAUGAUGAACACAAUCAUUAACUUUGGGGAUUACCUGGAGAGUCCGAUAUUAAAGAGCGCAGAGGAAAAUGCAAAGAAGGCGGAUAUAGUGUUCUGUCUGGGAUCAACAUUGAUGGUAACACCUGCUAGUAGCCUUGUAGAGAUGGGGAGGAAGCCUAUACGCCUGGUGAUAUGUAAUAGACAAGGAACGCAAUAUGAAGAAUACUGCAAUCACCCGGAUGAAAACGGUGAUCCAUGCGGAAGUAGAAUACACGGUGACAUCGAUAAACUUAUGAAAGCGGUGAUGCGUAAAGUUCUCACAGAAGAUGAGUUGAAAAAGUGGGAAGCUGCAAGAGAUACCCGGAUGUUAGAAUAUGAUCAAAAGAGACAGUAAAUAACUAAUUACGGCUAGAAUUUUGUCUUGUAAUACACAUUUUUCCAACUGAAAUGAAAUUAAGAACAUUUUUUACUCAAAUCAAAAGAAUACCAAAAUGAACCAGGAAAUUUUACAAAAUUACAACCACAGGUAAUAUAAUGAUAACAGGAAUUGUUAUGCUUUGUGUAACAUGUAAAUAACAAAAGUCUUUGUGUAUAGCGCCAUAAUUCUUACAUGGUUCUAGCAGUAUAUACCUGACAGCAGUGUAAUAGAGCAAUUAAAUGUUCACAGCUAUUUUCAUCAUUUUUUUAAUUGCAAUAUAAGUGUUUUGUAGUACAUUUCUUUCAUCGGAGAUAAACGUGUGCAAUAUAGUAACAUAUGCUACUAAUGAUUUUUAUUUCAUCUAAUGUCAGGUGUACUUAAAACGUGCAGUUAUUUCUCUUGAUCUUUCUUUGUGAUAAAAUUCUAUAUAUCUCUAUAUAGCACUAUAUAACUUCAAUUGUGGUACAUUUUUUAGAAGUUUGUUCUCGGGUAAGGUUGUAAAGGUAAUUGCUGCACAUCAUGGUGAAGUUCUUAAUCAUGAGCUUGAACUAUUUUAGUUCCAAGUGCAAUAUGCAGAAUCUGAUAGCGGACUUGUUUAUCAUUUAUUGCAAACCUUCAUGACUGUAUACAGGUUUAUAGAUUUUUCAAUCAGAUUUAAAAUGAAAGAGCUUAUGACGCGAUCUUAUUAAGGUACAAGUUUAAUGUUUUAAAGGUAGGAGAAUGAUUUAUUAUCCUAAAAACGGUACAAAUGAUAUGUUAGAACAGAAAGGGUAGAUUUUAUCAUGUCACUACAUAAAGUGAACAGCAAGGAUUAUUCUGGAGAUGCCGGCUAUGUUUUCUAGUUAUGAAUAUGUUAAAAGUAUUCGAUAAAAUGUUCUUUUUCUAACAACUGAACUGUAAAUAUUUAAAGAAUUAUACAAUUGUGAUUUUAAUAUGAUUAACUGCGAUAUACAUGUACACAUUUUCUUGUUUUGAUCUGGUUUUUUUUUGUUAUUUCGCUAGUUUUCGCAAUAUAAUCAUUAUGUUCACUUAUUAAACUUGCUUUAACUAG
Messenger RNA from Ruditapes philippinarum (Manila clam), 2409 nucleotides. Its product is annotated as NAD-dependent protein deacetylase Sirt6-like. The record is from RefSeq and is a predicted model, not a curated record. The transcript is spliced from 7 exons. Lineage: Eukaryota; Metazoa; Mollusca; Bivalvia; Venerida; Veneridae. The coding region runs from base 180 to 1334 and encodes 384 amino acids. Gene Ontology annotation, molecular function: NAD+ binding.